Cucurbitaria berberidis CBS 394.84 is the source of this 1892-nucleotide messenger RNA. RefSeq names its product Metallo-dependent phosphatase. Bases 291 to 1646 code for a protein of 451 amino acids. The transcript is spliced from 5 exons. Gene Ontology annotation, molecular function: protein serine/threonine phosphatase activity. Gene Ontology annotation, biological process: peptidyl-serine dephosphorylation; double-strand break repair via homologous recombination. NCBI's taxonomy places the organism in Eukaryota, Fungi, Ascomycota, Dothideomycetes, Pleosporales, Cucurbitariaceae. The record is from RefSeq and is a predicted model, not a curated record. Gene Ontology annotation, cellular component: cytoplasm; nucleus.
UGCAUUUGGACGUAUCCUUCCGACGACCACAUCAAACUGCUACCCUCGCGCCGCGCUGUCCUUCUUCACCAGCUUGCCUUGGACAAAUUUCUGCACGCAUUUACGACCGCAUUCUUAGGCCUGCCUUACGCGCCACAACGCACCCCGCCACCGACGAUACUCUUCACAACGCCCCGGCUUUUUGCGUGUUAGAGCUCAAAGAAAGGAAGCAAUUGCGCACGUAGUCGCGACAAUCAGCUACCUUUCAGACCCAGAGGCCCAGCGCGGGCACACAGCGCAACACUAGCAUCAUGAGUGCUGGUGGUAGUGAUCUCGACAAAGCCAUUCAACAGCUCCGCGCAUGUCGUCCAAUACCCGAGAACCAAGUCCGAGAGCUAUGCUACAAGGCACGCGAGCUGCUGAUCGAGGAAGGCAACGUCGUGGGCGUGGAUGCGCCUGUGACAAUAUGCGGUGAUAUUCACGGCCAAUUCCACGACCUCAUGGAGUUGUUCCGCGUCGGUGGAGAUGUCCCAGAUACGAAUUACCUGUUCAUGGGAGACUUUGUCGACCGCGGUUUCUACUCACUCGAAUCAUUUCUCCUCCUCCUCUGUCUCAAAGUUCGAUAUCCCGACCGCAUAACGCUCAUUCGAGGCAACCACGAGUCACGGCAAAUCACGACCGUAUAUGGCUUCUACGAUGAAUGUUUGCGCAAAUACGGGAGCGCAAAUGUGUGGAGAUACUGCUGCGAAGUCUUCGACUAUCUAGCGCUCGGUGCCCUCGUCCAAGGCGCUGCGACAUCCCUACAGCCCACCGACGGACCUAUAGCCGAGAGCAGCAACAUGGACAAUAUGCCAGAUAUCGACCAGGACAUCGAAAUAGAGACCUUGAAUGCCAACGGCGAGAUUAUGUAUCGAUACGCGCGCAAUUCAGACUCUCAAUCAAGCGUAGCUUCACAAGCGAGCGCCAACAUGGGCUCUUCAUCACCGGUGGCCCCCACGCCAGGACGAGUCGGCCCUGCUGGUACAGGAGCUACUUCGUCUGCAAAUGGAUCAAGUAGGAACGAUACAGGAGCGAUUCUGUGUGUCCAUGGUGGCCUGUCACCCCUCGUCGAUUCGGUAGAUAAGAUUAGAUUACUUGACCGGAAACAAGAAGUGCCUCACGAAGGCGCCAUGUGCGAUCUCCUAUGGUCGGACCCAGACGAAAUCGACGGUUGGGGAUUAUCACCGCGCGGGGCUGGAUUCUUAUUUGGCGCCGAUAUUGUCAAGACAUUCAACCACAAGAACGACCUCAGUCUCAUCGCCAGAGCCCACCAACUGGUCAUGGAAGGAUUCAAAGAGAUGUUUGAUUCAACCAUCGUAACAGUCUGGUCAGCGCCGAACUACUGCUACCGCUGCGGCAACGUAGCAGCCAUCCUCGAACUUGGUGAAGACGGAUCAAAUGCAGGGUUUCAACGUAGGGCCAACGGGGACAGGGGCGGCGGCGGCGGAGGCUGGGUGCUAGGAUCGAAUGCCGGACCGAAUGGAGAACGGCGACUAAGUUCAGUGCUUGGCGACAACUUCCAGCAGAACCGAGACGGUCCCGGGCGGCGGUAUCGGGUGUUUGAGGCUGCACCUCAAGAUUCAAGGGGUAUGCCUGCGAAGAAACCAGUCGCGGAUUACUUCCUCUAGGAGAGGCCCUUGGCGAAGGAGGGCGUAGGCUGGGAAAGUUAAGGCAGUUGGAUUCAAGUGGGUGUUCAACAACCAAGGUCGCGCUGUAAGACAUAGCGGUGGACUAUUUCUUGUAACGAGAAUUCUGAAUAAGGACUACAGAGGCGCUUGGCGAAAGAGACGCAAUACCGCUUGCUGUAUGUGGAUAUGGAUACCCAAAAAUAUAAUGGUAGCUCUGCAAAUAUAUUCUUCAUUAGGAAGACCACC